Caenorhabditis briggsae is the source of this 1503-nucleotide messenger RNA. It is a transcript of the gene Cbr-cyp-34A5, whose product is annotated as Protein CBR-CYP-34A5. The record is from RefSeq and is a predicted model, not a curated record. Gene Ontology annotation, biological process: xenobiotic metabolic process. Bases 1 to 1503 code for a protein of 500 amino acids. Gene Ontology annotation, cellular component: cytoplasm; intracellular membrane-bounded organelle. NCBI's taxonomy places the organism in Eukaryota, Metazoa, Nematoda, Chromadorea, Rhabditida, Rhabditidae. Gene Ontology annotation, molecular function: heme binding; iron ion binding; oxidoreductase activity, acting on paired donors, with incorporation or reduction of molecular oxygen, reduced flavin or flavoprotein as one donor, and incorporation of one atom of oxygen. The transcript has 7 exons.
AUGUUUCUGUUUUUGAUAUUCUUUUCUACCUUGACCUAUUUCUGCUUGAACCUGUAUAGGAGAAGACAAAAGAAUCCGAAUGGUCCCAUCCCUCUUCCACUCAUCGGAAACUUACACCAAAUCGCGUACUACGCCAAGAAAACCGGAGGAAUCGUUCCAGCGUUUAACGAGUUCAAAAAACAAUAUGGAAACGUUUUUACAUUGUGGAUGGGUCCUGUACCGUCAGUAUAUAUUGCUGACUUUGACAUUGCUUAUGAGACGCAUGUGAAAAGGGUCAAUGUAUUCGGACAUCGGUAUACAAUUGGUGGAAUGGAUUAUAUUCGCGAAGGAAGGGGAAUCGUUGGGUCGAAUGGGGAUUUUUGGUUGGAGCACAGAAGAUUCGCAUUGACAACGUUGAGAAAUUUCGGGCUGGGAAGGAAUAUCAUGGAGGAGAAGAUUAUGGACGAAUAUCGAUACAGAAUUCAAGACUUCUCGAAAACGCAUGCAAUCGGAAAAGAAAGUUUUGAAGUGAGCGCCGCGACAUUUUUUGAUAUUCUUGUUGGAUCUGUCAUCAACCAAAUGCUGGUUUCCGAACGAUUCGAACAAGGGGAUGAGGAUUUUCAAAAGCUGAAAGUUAGCUUGGCGAAAUCACUGGAAGAACUUUCGCCGAUAGAUAUGUUCACACCAUUGAGCAUUUUGAAAUCUCCUUUGUGGAGAUGGCGAACGAAAGUUACAUUGGCUCCGUUUGAUUUUGUAUUGGAAAUGGUGUCAAAGGGAAUCAAGAGAAGAAUGGCUGCUAUUGAAAAUGGCACUCAUGUGGUUAACGAAGAAGGCGACGACUUUGUGGAUGCGUUCCUUGUAAAAAUCAACAAAGAUCAAAAAGACAAAAUUCUGGAUUCCAGUUUUACCCUGGACACCCUAGCCAUCGACCUCUACGAUCUUUGGCUGGCUGGACAGGAAACAACAUCGACCACAUUAACCUGGGCCGUUGUGUGUCUUCUGAAUCAUCCAGAAGUCGUUGAGGAACUACGAAAAGAACUAGAUGGGGUCACUGGAGGAACUCGAGGGGUGUCGCUGACAGAUAGAUCGAAGACACCAUUCCUUAAUGCGACCAUAAAUGAAGUCCAAAGAAUCGCGUCUAUACUCAACAUCAACCCCUUCCGACAUCUUCAAGAGGAUACUGUAAUCGACGGACAACCUAUAGCCGCUGGAACAUGUGUCACCGCUAAUUUGGCGCAGUUCCAUAGUGAUGAGGAACUUUUUAAAGAGCACACAAAGUUUAAGCCAGAAAGAUUUUUGGAGAAUAAUAAUUUGGAGAAAAAAUUGAUCCCAUUUGGAAUCGGUAAACGAUCCUGCCCAGGAGAGUCGUUGGCUAGAGCUGAGCUCUAUUUGAUUCUUGGAAAUCUUGUCAUGGAGUACAAUCUGGAAUCAGUUGGUCUGGUUCCUGAAAUCAAGUCUCCAACUCCAUUUGCACUGAUGAAAAGACCGCCGAUUUAUGAUGUUCGAUUUGUUCCAAGAUCUUAA